GAGUUCUGUAUCAUUCCGAGGGACCGUGGACCGUGCAAGGGCUUCAUUGAACGAUGGUACUUCGACGUGCAGAUGCUGAAAUGUUUGCCAUUCACAUACGGUGGAUGUGCUGGAAACGCCAACAACUUCGAAUCCAAUGAAGAAUGUAUAGAAGUGUGU
This is a messenger RNA of Helobdella robusta, 159 nucleotides long. RefSeq lists its product as hypothetical. The transcript has a single exon. The annotation marks the transcript as partial. The record is from RefSeq and is a predicted model, not a curated record. Lineage: Eukaryota; Metazoa; Annelida; Clitellata; Rhynchobdellida; Glossiphoniidae. Gene Ontology annotation, molecular function: serine-type endopeptidase inhibitor activity.